CUGCGCGCGCGGGCGGUGGUAUAUAAAUGUGUGUUUAAAAGCCAUUAAGUACCGAUUUAUUUACAGAGGGAAAUUUGGUUUAAUGUGUUAGCGGUUUGUAAUAGAUACAAUAAGCAAGAAACCGAGGUUAAAGUGCUUAAUACUAGAUAUAAACCCAGUUCUCGUGCUUGAACACCACAGUAUAUUUAAAAAAAAAAAAAAAAAAAAUCGCCUCAGUUUCACAGUAUCAAUCGGUGAUUAAGAAAGACUUCUGGCGGGAAUUAUAAUAAAUAUAUAUAUUUCUUGCUUCCUUGGCCCAAGGCUUGGAAAAAACACGAAAUUGGUUUUGGAGUUUUGACACUUUGAGGUUUAAUGGAACGUCUCUGGAUCUAGGAUUUUCACAAUGUGUUCGAUUCCUGGACUUCCAACGCCUGGUUCCAGUGUCAGGGUCCUUAUCACGAGAGUAAACUUAAAUCCCCUCUGUGUACUAGUAGAAUUGUGGGCCAAUUUUGAUCAAGAAAGGAAACUGGUUUAUCAGCAACUGAGAAGAGAGAUUCAGUUUCCUGAUGAAAAUUUUCAGGAAUCGCAUGGGAGUCCUGGGGACCUGUGCCUGGUAAAGGUAUUUGAGACUUGGUACAGAGCCCGGGUAGUCUCUCGAAAUGGCCCAAAUUACAGUGUGUUCCUUAUUGAUGAAGGCAGAACACUCAGUGCUAAUACCAGUACAUUGGCAUGGGGUCCUAGUGACUUUUUCCAUUUACCUCCUGAGGUUGAGUUCUGUGUUCUUGCCAACAUUCUACCUCUGUCAGCAGAAAACAGGUGGUCUCCCACAGCACUGGAAUUCCUGAAGUCCUUGUGUGGAAAAACAGUUGAUGGAAUUGUUCAGGAUGUGUUGGUGCCUCACAGAACGUUCCUCCUUGACAUGCCGUCCAUAUCUAAACAGAUGUAUGAAAUGGGAUUUGCUAAGAAACUCUCUACUGAAAGGUUCAAGCUCUAUGUUUCAAGGUCAUUGCAGUCAUUCCGUGGGACUGCAGAUCCUGCUGAUUUGAUGCCCCCUUCUUUGAGAAAGGAGCCAGUGGAAACCUGCAGUCAGAAUGAGAAAUGGCAGCAAUUUUUGUAUCCAGAGUUACAAACUGAAACAGUUGAAACUGUAAUUAUCACAGAGGUUACAAAUCCAUUGCGCAUUUUUUGUCAGUUAAAGGUCUUCUCCCAAGAGUUAAAGAAACUAACUGAUCAGAUUACACAGUAUUAUGAAGGAAGAUCAGGAAUGUGGAAGGCAAGACCAGAACACUUAGGAUUCCCAUGUGCUGCUAGAGGAACUGAUGGAAAGUGGUAUCGGUCAGUCUUGCAGCAAGUGUUUUCCUCCAGUACAGUUGUUGAAGUGCUGCAUGUGGAUUAUGGAAAAAAGGACUUUGUACCAGCUGAGAAUGUCAGACCUUUGGCUGCAGAGUUCUUCAGAAUGCCUGUUGUAACGUACGUCUGCUCUCUCCAUGGCAUUAUUGAUAAAGGAGUUGGAUGGACUGCUGCACAGAUCAGUUACCUAAAAUCCUUGCUUCUGCACCGUACCUUGAUUGCUAAAUUUGAGUACCAAAGCCUGUCAGAGGGUGUCCACUAUGUAACACUCUUUGGGGAUGAAAAUAUUAAUAUCAACACACUGUUUGGCAAAAUGGAAAGGUGUCUGCUUCAGUGUGAAAAGUCACCAGGGGAUUUUGGUCUCAGAGAAAGAAUGGUAUCUAGUGCGUCUCAAGAUUCUUUGGGAAGUGAAGGGGUUAAGAGUUCUGUAGUCCCUUCAAGUACUCUGGAUCAGACUCGUGCAAUUGUAGCAGAAAAUCUUCCGGUGAAUUCAUCUCAGGUAGUUGUUGUACAGCAUGUGAACAACCCCUCAGAAUUUUGGAUUCAGGUGCAGCGUUAUAAUAACGAAUUUGACCAGCUCAUGGCUAGUAUCAGUGACUUGUACGAUCAGUCGGCAAGCACAGAAGGAAUUUUGAAAAAACUUGCAACGGGUAUGUCUUGUGUUGCCAGGUCAAGGGAUAAUGUUUUUUAUAGAGCUGUUAUCCAUGAAGUUUCUGGCAAGCAAGCCAAAGUGCACAUGGUAGAUUAUGGAAAUACAGAAGUGGUUGAUCAGUGUAAUUUAAGGGUUCUGCCUGACCAGCUCAGAGAGUUGCCAGCAUUGGCACUGAAGUGUACAUUGUCUGGUAUUAAGCCAAAGAGUGGGAAAUGGAGCCAUAGUGCAAUUAUUUUCUUUUCAAAAGCAGUUGAAAACAAGUUACUGGCUGUGCAUGUUAACUCAGUGUCUCAAGACAAACACAUUGUGCAGUUAAGUGAUCCUUCAGCCUGUGGUGAAAGAAAUAUCAGCAAGAUGCUUGUCAGUGCUGGUUUGGCUGAGGUUGAUCUUAAGACAGUGUCAAGAGUUACUGAGAAGUCUGCUAAUUUAUCAAGUGUUCCAACCCCAAGCAUUGAGAAGAGAGAAACUUGUGGGUCUCCAUCUUUGCCUACAAGCCUCCCCAAUGUAAGUGAUGCUAGAUCUGUUUUCAGGGAGCAUUUGUUUCUGAUAGGCAGUUCUAUGGAAGUAAAUGUCUCAUACAUUGAGAGCCUAAAUGACUUUUGGUGUCAGUUAGCCCAGAAUGCGGGGCGCCUGAGGUUACUUAUGGCGGAUAUUCAAAACUACUAUGUGGGCAGUAAGCCGCAACAGCCUAAGGAAGCUGCAUGUGUUGCUCGUCAUCCGGAUAAUGGAAUGUGGUAUAGGGCACUUGUAAUUCAAAAGCAUGUGUCUCAGCAUGUUGAUGUGCUGUUCAUAGAUUAUGGACAGAGCCAGAAAGUUCCUGUACAAGACUUGAGACCCAUUAAUCCAAUGUUUCUGAAACCAAAAGGUCAAGCUUUUCGGUGCAGCUUGUAUAACUUGAUCCAGCCAGUGAACAUGUCUACUUUUGAAUGGGGCAGUGCAGCUGAGGCAGAGUUCAAAAACUUUGUAGAUUCUGCAUCUACCAACAUGAGCCUGAAAUGUACCAUAUAUGCAGUCAUGUGUGACUCUCGGAGUGUGGUAUUUAAUGUGGUGGAUCUUGAGACACCUUUUCAAAGUGUUUGUAGCAUGCUGGUGCAGAAGGGACUAGCUAAUCGUGGACUUCCAAAAAAAGUACCUCUUCCACCUUUCAGACUGGAUACGUACUAUUACUCAACACAUGAAAUCAAAACUGGAGGAGAGGUGGCAGUAAAGAUAACCAGCGUGAAAUCAAUAAGUCAAUUUUUCUGCCAACUAGAAAGGAAUUCUAAGACCAUUGAAGAACUGACAGAGAAAGUGAACUAUCUCUGUCGUCAGCUCCAGGGUACAAAUUGUCCAAAAACCUUUGGAACAGUCUGUUUUGCAAAGUACACUGAUGGAUAUUGGUAUAGAGGCCAGAUUAAGUCUGCAGGCUCCACAAUCCAGGUAUACUUUGUGGACUAUGGUGAUACGCUGGAAUUGGAUAAAGCUGAUCUGCUUCCAAUUCCAAUUGAGGCAGGUGAGAUAAUGUCUGUUCCUGUUCAGGCUAUUGAAUGUGGACUUGCAGAUCUUCCUGAAGAUGUCUCUGGUGAGGUCAAUAAUUGGUUUGAAAAAAAUGUCACUGAGCAGAGCUUCACAGCACUGGUUGUUGCAAAAGAGCCAAAUGGAAAACUGAUAGUUGAGCUCUAUGAUGGCACAACCCAAGUGAAUUCAAAGAUCAAAGAAAAGUUCUCCAUUGAGACAUGGAGAAAAGAAUCUGUUUCUCUUAGAUGCCACAAGUAUAAGAAGAUGCAGGAAUUGCUAAUCAAUUGCAUGCAUAGUGUUGGAAAGGACAGAGAUCAGCCUAACCCUAAACAAGCAUUUGAGGCAAAAGGGAAAAUUUAUAAAUGCAUACCUUCAGUUGCAGAAAGUGAGUGCCAUAAACAAGACUUUGAGGCUUACUGGAAGCCUGGUGUGUGCACUUCAGAAUCUGGAAAUCAUAACAAAAUAGAUGGCAAAAAACAAGAAAAUGCAAAAAAAUGCAGCAGUCCUGGAAUUCAGUGGAAACCUAUGGCCACUCUUGAGAAUCCUGCAGAUCAGCUAGAAAAACAAAGUCUUCCAUCUUGUAGAGAAGACCAAGGAGAUCAUCAGGAUGUAUAUGGUAUAAUUACAGUCCCUAAUAAAAACAAAAGCUUUUCAAAACUUUCACAGCUCCCGGAAAAGUCUGUCAAAGCAGAUCAAGUGUCAGAAGUCUAUGUUUCUCAUAUCAGUUCUCCUUCAAGCUUUUUUGUACAGUUAACAGAAGAUGAGGCUGAAAUAUAUUCUAUUGUUGAUAAACUUAAUGGAGAUCUGUCAUGUAGAACAUCAGUUAAUGUAGAUGAAUUGCAGGAAGGUGAUUUAGUAAAUGCAGUGUUUCCUGAUGAUGGUUCCUGGUAUCGUGGGGUUGUUCAAAACGUAUUCAGGAACGGCACAGUUCAGGUAGAGUUCAUAGACUUUGGAAAUACAGCAACUGUCACCAGCUCAAGUAUCUCAAGGUUUGACAGUGAGUUCUUAGCACUUCCAAAGUUAAGCAUUCACUGUUCACUAAGUGGUGUUUCUUUGUCCAACAAAGAACACUGGGACCAGGAGGAUGUGGGAAACUUCAGAAGAAUUGUUGGAGAAAAUGGAAGUAAAAAACUGAUGUGCAAGUUCAGUAAACAGUUGGGUUCUGUUUGGGAGGUUAUGCUGGAGGACCAUGGCAUUCUGAUAGUUGAGCUCUUUCAGAGGCUUUCUGUUUCAGUGCCUGAUGCUACACCAGAAGGCCUGCAGAGACUCCACUCAAACUGUAGUCAUCUUGGUGAACAUAAAGAUGAUAUUUCAUUGAUGUACAAGGAACCAAGCAUUUCUGAAGGACUAAGUCUUGAGGUUUAUGCAAGUUCCAUAACUGGUCCUCACCAUUUCUGGUGUCAGUAUGCAAACACAGAUGAGCUCCAGAGAAUCUCGGAAGCUGCCAAGGAAAUUGGAAAUGCAGCUGUGCAGAUGUCUAUCUGGGCUGAGACUUUGCACCCUGGAAGUCCAUGUCUUGCUCUGUUUGCAGAAGAUGAGCAGUGGUAUCGUGCCAAAGUAAUGAAAAAAGCAGAAAAUGCCCUUUCUGUUCUCUUUGUGGAUUACGGAAAUGAGUCCAUUGUCAAUUUUAACAAAGUAAAACCAGUAACCCCUCCUCUUUUGGAAACUCCUCCUCAGGCUUUCUUGUGUCAGCUGGAUGGUUUUGAACCUUCACAGUGCUCCUGGGCUGACGUUGCUUUGGACCAGUUUGCUUGUCUUAUCACAGAUCGGGUUUUGACGGUGACUAUAAUCAAAGUAAAACAUGUUUUGGAUCUUGAAACUCCUCCUUAUCAUGUAAGGGUUGAAUGUGAUGGGAAGGUUAUAAAUGAUAUCAUGUGCAACAAGAAACUUUUCCCACACACUGAUUAUCUGGUCACUGCAUGCAGUGAACAGUUCUCUGUCACAGAAUCCACUGAGACAUGUGACAGUGCUAUUAAACCAUUGUUUGAUGGACAGGAAAUUGUAGCUAGCAAUCACAAAGAACCAUGUGUAAAGGCUGGUUUCUCUACCCUGGAUAAUUUGCAUAGUGACCUAAAUGUGCAAAAAGAACUGUGUCCUGUGAGUGAGUCUAACAAAACUGCUCAGCAGCAACUGGAAACUUCAGUCAGAGUUUCACCAGUGGAUGAGUCAGUCACUGGGGGCCUGAUUUCAGAAGAUCAGGUAUGUUAUGAAUAUUCAACAUCAAGUGAGAUGAUGGGGGUUAACAGAAAGAAUGAGGAGCCAAUAAAAGAAAACCAUCUGGAGUCUAAGGUUGUCAAAGAGACAUCCAUCUUGGCACAUACUGAAAACGAUUAUUUGACCCAAAUGGAUUGUGGUUUGGAGGGAACAAAUCACUUGGAAGAUGAGAUGUCUUGUCUCAGCAGUGAAAUUCUGUCAAGCAGACAGCCAGAUGUUCCUGUUAAUGUUGAAAUUAAUGAAGGUCUUCCCAAAAGUGAAAAUGAGACCAAAGUUUCUCCUGAUACUGUUAUUGCUGACACUGUCUUGAUGGCUGUGUGUACUCAAGUGGAUGCAGUGGUUACCAAUAGUUUUUCCAGCCAGGCUUCACAGAUCUUGGAGGAAAUGAACAAAUUCAGCUUGCAGAGAAGAGAAAAUGAGUCAGAUGCAGAAAAGAUGUCUCUGCUGGAUGAAGCUACUCGUCAUCUUUCCAUGGAAGAUGAAAUCAUGGAUUUGCUGGGCACACCAGAAUGCGAGCAGCCUGACGGUGAAAUUUAUGAAGAGGUUUUCCAUCAGUGCUUCGACGGAACUGUUGACAGCUCUGGGGCACGUGACGCUCCUUUGGACAACGAAAACUCAAGUAUUCAGUCAUCUUUUGGUACACUGAAAAUGUCUGAAGAUGAACCUCUCACUGGAACAGAAUGCAUUAUCUGGUCUUAUGCCCAUAAAACUUGGUGUAGAGCGAAGAUUAUAAAGGUGUUUGACGACUCUGUCCAGGUGCUUCUACUAGAUGAUGAUAGCCAUGCAAUAGUGGAUGUGCAGAACAUCUUCAAAAGAAUUCCUGAAGAUCUGGAUCAGAAACCAGCUGCCAAAACUAGCCUUAAUUCAGAAUUUGGCAUCCAACAAGAUGGUUCUGAGGAACACUGCGUUGAGCCUGAUGGAAGAAUAAGCUGCAGCAGUGAUCGACAACUGGUAUCUACUACUGAGGAAGUGGUCUCCCACAGAACUCCCAAGCUUCCUGGUACAUCUGAUUUAACCAAGGAAUCAUUUGCAUCCCCUUCAGAUGGACAAGAUGACCUUCCUGACAGUGAAGUUCUGUUAAACAAAGCCAAAUACCAUGAUGAUCAGCAUCAAAGCUGAGAAGAGGAUGAGUGAAAGAAUCUAAGAGUUUGGUUGAGAAUUGACUCUUCCUACUUCUGGGCUGGUGUGUUUGGAGGGACACUGACAUUCUACUGACUUGUGAUUGAGUACAGUAGUGUUCAUUUUCCAUAAGCUUAGAAGCCAGUGAGUUGUUCCACUUUCAGGCUUGGCAUUUUUAAAUGUGUGACCAGAAAUUUGUGCACAAGGUUUGAAGGUGCUGUUUAGUGUUCCUAUUUCACACUUACAUGGAAUACUUAACAAUGUGUUGCACUUUGACAUAAAACUUUAAUUGGGAUUUGCAGCACUUGUAAUGCCUUGAUUGGGAUCACUUAAUUUUAUUUCUGCAUGUCUGAAGACAUACAGUAUAGAAAAUGGUUAAAGGGAUUCAUUUCCAAUCUUUUUUUUUUUUUUCCCUCCAACUGUUACUUAUUCAAGUGCAAUAAAAAUAGAACCAUUCAGAAUUGUUUGUACCACUGCAUGACCUGUUUGCUUGGGUUGCUCCUUUUUACAUCUUGGAACUGAUUAAAGGUUCAGA
This is a messenger RNA of Scleropages formosus (Asian bonytongue), 7346 nucleotides long. It is a transcript of the gene tdrd6a, whose product is annotated as tudor domain containing 6a. The record is from RefSeq and is a predicted model, not a curated record. NCBI's taxonomy places the organism in Eukaryota, Metazoa, Chordata, Actinopteri, Osteoglossiformes, Osteoglossidae. The transcript is spliced from 8 exons. The coding region runs from base 383 to 6811 and encodes 2142 amino acids.